Messenger RNA from Liolophura sinensis, 1188 nucleotides. Its product is annotated as opsin-5-like. The transcript has 5 exons. The record is from RefSeq and is a predicted model, not a curated record. Gene Ontology annotation, biological process: G protein-coupled receptor signaling pathway. Gene Ontology annotation, cellular component: membrane. Lineage: Eukaryota; Metazoa; Mollusca; Polyplacophora; Chitonida; Chitonidae. Bases 1 to 1188 code for a protein of 395 amino acids. Gene Ontology annotation, molecular function: G protein-coupled receptor activity.
AUGGUCUCGCAAAAAGUGCGAGAGGUGGAAUGUACCAGUCCCCUGUCCAUCGCCGGGUAUGAACCCAUGUACCGUGUAUCACAGCAGUUUGUUUCUAAACCGAGGAGUUUUAAUCUUCAUUACCUGGCGCUGACCUCUUCCACCAUGACUAUCCUCUGCCAACGAGAGGAGGUUUGUCCGGAAAACCGGUCAAUCUCAGCCAACGACUCGACUAUAUCUAUGUACCAGUUCGCCAAGACACCGCUUACUCCCACGGGCUAUCUUAUAUCGUCCGUGUAUCUCACAUUUGUGGGCAUCUUCGCUACGGCCGGAAAUAGUCUGGUUAUCUACGUUAUAUGUCGCUCUCCUAAGUUCCGGUCAAAGCCUCACAACAUGCUGCUGCUGAACAUGGCUGUCGCUGACGGAUGUAUCUCCAUAUUUGGCUAUCCUUUCACCACGGCAUCGGGCUUCGCUGGCCAAUGGCUGUUCGGAGAGAUUGGCUGCGUGAUCUGUGGGUUCGCCACUUUCACUUUCGCUAUGACCUCCAUGAAUACGUUAGUGUGCAUCAGCAUAUUCCGCUUCCUCAUCAUCUGUAAGCCACAGUACGUGAUCACAGAAAGCCGUGCUAUAUACUCCAUUUUAGCCACGUGGGGUUACUCAUUGCUAUGGACGUCACCUCCUUUAUUCGGUUGGAGUAAGUACACAUUCGAGCCAUUCGGCACCUCCUGCACGGUAGACUGGGUCGGGCGUAGCGUCGGUGAAAUCCUGUACUCCAUCUGCCUCAUCAUAUUCUGCUUUGCAGGUCAUCUUACCAUCAUGACGUACUGCUACACAAAAAUCUGGCAGGUGACACGAAAACUGGACCCUCAUCGAAUCUCGCAGGGUCCGGCAUCUCUGGACCAGGUUAUGCGUGCGCAUACAGUGCAGUCAGAAGCCAAACCAACACAGAUCUCCAUGAUAAUGGUUGGCUGUUUUCUCAUAUGCUGGUCACCGUAUGCCUUUAUAUCUCUCUGGGCCGCUCUCGUCGCUCCUCCUCCGGCAUGGUUAUCUCCCUUCCCAACGUUCUUUUGUAAAGCGUCAUGCGCACUGAACCCUGUCAUCUAUACCUUAACCAACUCCACCUUUCGGAAUGCUCUGAUCGCACAGUGCUCAAGAAGGCUUCAGCGAGUCGGCGAUCGGCAGAUUGAAGUGCAACAGAACAGGAAGUAA